Molecule: messenger RNA, 288 nt
Organism: Cylindrotheca closterium
Lineage: Eukaryota; Bacillariophyta; Bacillariophyceae; Bacillariales; Bacillariaceae
Source: the annotation of a GenBank genome assembly
AUGAACGCUUACUUUGAAUCUCUACUCAAAAGCAACAAUAUGGACAAGUCACAGCUCAUCCUUGUGGAAGACAAAGCAACCAUGCCUGCUAGUGAACUGCUACAACAACUGCACCGAGAUUGGGAUGAGGAUGAAUCAUCCUUUAGCGACCACGGCCUAGCAACAACAAGAACCUCUUGCACGUCUAUCGACAUCUCUGCUCGGUACAAAGUCGGCCUUGAAGCUGAAGGCGACUCUGGGACCAUGGAAGACUUGAACAGCAGCUCUUAUUGUUCGAAAGUUCAGUAG